CUUAUCCAUAUCAUAUGUUGCCUCCCCCACUUUAUCCUUACCUCAUUUUUCUAAGGAUGAAUAAUAUCCUGAGGGGCUGUAUCCUUGCAAAAGGGUUUGGUUUAUGAUAAUAAUAACCUGAGAAAUCUUAUAUAUCCAGACCAGUGCUGAAGUCUUAAACAAUCGGUUUAUUAGGAUGUUACCUUUACCACAUCAUGCAUUUACCUCCGUCAGAUCGUUUUGAUCAUGAUUUAUACGCCCCAAUGAACCUCUCUAUCCCAUCGCAAUUCAGUAUUACGUCAGUUCGUCGAAAUGAAAUCAAUCAAAAUUCUUCAGUCGUCCUAGCAGACUCUAGCGACCACGGCUCUUUACCAGGUGGAUACGUACCGUCAUUAGACUCGAGACGACUCCGUGUUCAGCACAGGACUGAGGGCUAUCGCGAUGGCAUUACUAUUGGAAAGGCUCAAAGUAUCCAGGCUGGUUUCGACGAAGGUUUUGAUAUUGGUGCCAACAUUGGACAAGCCGCGGGUCGGAUCCUUGGACUACUUGAGGGAGUGGUCGCCGCUUUAAAAGACAAUCGCCAUUGCCCCUUGGAACGCACCAUAGGGCUUCUCUCGGAUGCGGCGGGAGACCUCAGCGCCAAUUCUCUAUUCUCCGCUCAGUACUGGACGUCCGACGGUGUCUGGACUUUUCCGGUGAAGGGAUCUAGCGAUGAUGGCGACGCGUCCUCGCAGGACGUUGCUAAUCAGCAUCCCCUUAUUAUGAAGUGGAAUGACCUUGUCAACUGCGAAGUUAUGCGAUGGGGUUUAAACAUCGAUCGUCUUCGCAUUAGCCUCGAUGGUAGUGCUACACAACCCGAAGUGGAGGAAUUACCAAUACAGAUUCAAGUCAUGUCACAAAAUCUUACCGAUUGGUGACGAUACGAUGUGAACGCUUGUCAACCGCAUUGGCAGGUAGAAUGAAUUCAAUAUCUGGUGUUUUGACCCUUCAAAUCUCAUCAGCCUUGUGAACUUCCCGAGUGUCCCUAUUUACCCUAGGACGGACGCAACCCGGAUAUUUUUGGGUACGGUUUACGGUGACCCUAAUACCCGAAUUGUUUACGGAGGGAUGAAAUAGCUCCUGUCCCUCUUCCGCCCGCCGCACUCUUUCAUCUCUAUUAAAUUCAGGGUUAUAUCUGGAUCGUCCAUGUUGUUUUCGUUG
Molecule: messenger RNA, 1179 nt
Organism: Hypoxylon trugodes
Lineage: Eukaryota; Fungi; Ascomycota; Sordariomycetes; Xylariales; Hypoxylaceae
Exons: 1
Coding region: 195-896 (233 amino acids)
Source: RefSeq, a predicted model, not a curated record